Molecule: messenger RNA, 3031 nt
Organism: Felis catus (domestic cat)
Lineage: Eukaryota; Metazoa; Chordata; Mammalia; Carnivora; Felidae
Gene: P2RX7
Product: purinergic receptor P2X 7
Exons: 13
Coding region: 355-1737 (460 amino acids)
Biological process (GO): response to ATP; monoatomic cation transmembrane transport
Cellular component (GO): plasma membrane; nuclear inner membrane
Molecular function (GO): extracellularly ATP-gated monoatomic cation channel activity; ATP binding; purinergic nucleotide receptor activity
Source: RefSeq, a predicted model, not a curated record
UCCCCUAACUGAAAUGAGUCCAAAAAAGUCAAAGAAAAAAGGGGAUAAGGCAGAAUUCUAAAAAUGCCCUUCCUUUGAACACCAUCUUUGUGCAGGCAUCUGGGGGAGGCCGGCCGGGGCAGGGUUAUCUGCCAGCCAGGCCUGUAGGACUUCGCUUCUCUUGUUUAUCCCCGGCCACAUCUGGGGCAGCUGCCAGGGCCCGCCCCCACUCUGCCGUCAUUGGAGGAACUCAAACUUAAAGGCUCCUGCUAAGAAUCAGGAUGUUUCAUUUUCCUCUUACUGGUGGGCUUGCUGUGGCUGGUCUGGGAAGGCUGAGCCCUGGUCCAGACCCUUGUGGACAGUGAGUCUCUCGCCAUGGCAGCCUGCUGCAGCUGGAAUGAUGUUUUCCAGUAUGAGACAAACAAAGUCACCCGGAUCCAGAGCAUGAAUUAUGGCACCAUUAAGUGGAUCUUCCACAUGAUCGUCUUUUCCUACGUUAGCUUUGCUUUGGUGAGUGACAAGCUGUACCAGCGGAAAGAGCCUGUUAUCAGUUCUGUGCACACCAAGGUAAAAGGGAUAGCAGAGGUGAAAGAGGAGAUUUUGGAGAACGGGAUGAAGAAGGUGGUGUCCAGUGUCUUUGACACGGCGGAUUACACCUUCCCUUUGCAGGGAAACUCCUUCUUCGUGAUGACAAACUUCCUCAAGACAGAAGGCCAACAGCAGGGGUUAUGCCCUGAGUUUCCCACCCGCAGGACACUCUGUUCCUCUGACUUGGGCUGUAAAAAGGGACGGGUGGACCCGCAGAGCAAAGGGAUCCAGACCGGAAGGUGUGUAGAGUAUAAAGGGAAGCUGAAAACCUGUGAAGUCUCCGCCUGGUGUCCCAUCGAGGCAGCGAAAGAGCCCCCCCGGCCUGCGCUCUUGAACAUUGCCGAAAACUUCACAGUGCUCAUCAAAAAUAACAUCGACUUCCCUGGCCACAACUACACCACGAGAAACAUCUUGCCGGGUGUAAACAUCACUUGUACCUUUCACAAGACUCAGGAUCCACAGUGUCCCAUCUUCCGACUAGGAGAUAUCUUCCGAGAAGUAGGAGAUAAUUUUUCAGAUGCUGCAAUUCAGGGAGGAAUCAUGGGCAUUGAGAUCUACUGGGACUGCAACUUGGACAGCUGGUUCCAUCGCUGCCAUCCAAAAUACAGUUUCCGUCGCCUUGACGACAAGACCACAAAUGAGUCCUUGUAUCCUGGCUACAACUUCAGAUAUGCCAAGUACUAUAAGGAAAACAACGUUGAAAAACGGACUCUGAUAAAAGUCUUUGGGAUCCGUUUUGACAUCCUGGUUUUUGGCACCGGAGGGAAAUUUGACAUUAUCCAGCUGGUCGUGUACAUUGGCUCAACCCUCUCCUACUUUGGUUUGGCCACUCUGUUCAUUGACUUUCUCAUCAACACUUACUCGAGUAAAUGCUGCCGAUCCCACAUUUAUCCAUGUUUCAAGUGCUGCGAAUGCUGUGCAGUCAAUGAAUACUACUACCGGAAGAAGUGUGAGACCAUCGUGGAGCCCAAGGCGACGUUAAAAUAUGUGUCCUUUGUGGAUGAAUCCCACAUUAGAAUGGUGGACCAGAGGCUACUUGGGAGAAGUCUGCAAGGUGUCAAAGGUGAAAAAGUCCCACAACAGAUGACUGGGACAGAGAGCAAGCCUGACUCACUGGAACAGAGACUCAGCCUAUACCUGGACCACCACAGAAGUCCCUUAGGGGCUUAGGUGUCUGUUCAGCAAUUCUAUAGGGGCUGCAGACCAAAUCAGGUAACCCACCAGACCAGCUCUGGAAUCCAUCCGAUCUCACUGCUGAGCUACCCAAUACAUUCUAAUCCACAUCCUACUUCUAUGACUGGAAGUAGCUACUGCUGUUAAAAACUAGAAAAGGCCACGUUUAUGCCUUUAACGUUCUGUACUUUGCAGACAAUUAGAAUGGAUGAGGUUUGGAUGCUCCUUAAAAAGUAACUCACACCCAAAUCUUUAUCAUUUCUAUACGUCAACUGCUAAGAAUAUGAAAAUGGAGAGUCAGGAGGUUUUAGGAUCCUCCUUCAGGAUUUCCUUUUCACGGUUUUGGCACUGGAAUUGAUUAUUUCUAAACAACUAUUUUAAAGAAUAAAUAGAGACCACUAUUCAACACUGUGAGUGAUGAAGGAUCUGUGAUUUUUUAGCACAUAUUCCAAGAUUUGCCAUUUAGAUACUUUUUGAAAACCAGAUGCUUUCUACUGUAUUAAUGUAAAUCAAAUAUGAACAAGACACUUUUUUUUUUGACCCAGGAUUUUAUCUGGCUUUAAACUCAGGAAUAAGCUAGGCCAGACUGAACUUUCAUUUUUGCUACUGUUCAGAGGUAGUAGAUAGGACUUCUUAUAUAUAUGAGAUCUUUUUGAAAAGUGAAUGAUACAUUACUUCUUCAGAAUUUAAACUUUUACUCCUAGAAUUCUAUGUAAGAGCUACAGAUCUCCAUUCUGACAGCCUCUGAGCCUUUAUACUUUUUUUUUUUUUUUUUUUGUUUGUUUCUGGUGCCUUCUCCCUGGUUUCUAUCACCUCUGGACGUCCCAAAUGGAGUCAGAAUGUGGAAUGACAGGUAGUCACUGGAUCCACCUACUAUUCUCCUCUGCCUUCCUCACAGAUGCUUUAGGUGAGAGAGUGAUGUGUUAUGCCAACCGUGUGUGAAAUGUCUGACACUUCCUGCAAUAAUAUGCACCAUAUUUGUAACUUGUUUUUACCCUACUGCAUAAAGUAAUGUCAUCAGCAAAGGUAUCCCAAGGAGAAUCACACUUUGUAGGGACUGUUUCCUUGGACUUACUUCCAUUAUUCUAUAUGGUAAUUGCCGGGUAGUCACUGUUUCCUGUCUGUGUUCAUGCUUUUUUGUAAACGUUGACAGAUUUCAUGUAGCAUUGGUAACGAACUUGCAUUCCUCUCUUCAGAGGGCACAAGUCUUUGCACACUUCCUAAUUCUAGCUUGGCAAUGUACUUGUCUUAACUAGACUGUUUUGAUAAUAAAAAGUAAUGUAUAAUUUAU